AUGGCACAGACUUACAAAGAAUCUGUGCGUCAGAGGAUGGAUCAGUCUGAUGCAGACGUGGGAUAUAAUGUUAUAUUCCUUCUCUUAUAUCGAGGAGCGGCGCCAUAUGACCACAAUGUUGCGGCGUACUACCAAAUCCCUCUCACAAAACGAGCCCAACACAUCUCUUCCUUUAUCACUCCCAUUGGGCUCUUAGUGGCACCAUUUGGUAUGCACAACUGCCCUGCCACAUUCCAGCAAGCCAUGAAUCACCUCAUCCAUGGCCUAACAUGUGUGUCGGUGGAGCAUGGCUGUGUAAAAGCUAAAACUGCCAAUGUGUCUGCUGUCCAGGAAUACCCGGUGCCCAAUACCAAAAAGGAAGUACAGCGCUUCCUUGGAAUAGCAGAUUUUUGCCAUCACUUCUGCCCAAAUUUUGAUGAAGCUGCUGCCCUUUUAACAAAACUAACCAGCUGGACCAUCAGGUUCAAAUGUACGCCAGACAGCCAGGAGUCUUUUGACCAACCCAAGAAUCGGGUGGCAUGGGGUCCGGCCUUACAAGCACCAGACUUCUCACGACCAUUCGCCUGA
Messenger RNA from Scylla paramamosain (green mud crab), 567 nucleotides. RefSeq lists its product as uncharacterized. NCBI's taxonomy places the organism in Eukaryota, Metazoa, Arthropoda, Malacostraca, Decapoda, Portunidae. The coding region runs from base 1 to 567 and encodes 188 amino acids. The transcript is spliced from 4 exons. The record is from RefSeq and is a predicted model, not a curated record.